UAUUGGAUUUGAUGCUCAAUACACUAGAAACAAACAAGCAAAGCAUCUAUUUAUUUCUACUCGCGUAAAGUUAGAACAAAAAUGGCGAAAUAGUCUGGCUGGCCUUUUUCACAAUUUCUAAAUGUUGAAUCGAGACGAUAUCUGUUGAACAUMACCAAUUUUUACAACCCUUGCAUCAAUCAAUAGAAUAGUUAGCUAGUAACGUUCGUAAACUAACUGAGGUUUGAGGUCAGUCUACUUCUCUCGAACGUCUGUUCUCAGGCCACAUACGAGUGAGUUGCAACAGUGGCAGUUCAAAAACAGCGGUUGAGGCUUGUUCUUCAAGGGCAACUAUUUAAGUUGCCAGUAUACAGUAAUUAUUGUUAGAUACCACGACAAACCAAAACAAAAAUUAUUCUGACUGGUGUCUUCAUAAAAGUGUGACUUCGAUGGAUCUCUCUGCAGUGCACCGGCAAGUCACACGCCUACAGGUCGCUGUAUCCAUAUACAAUGAUAAAGGGAGAAGAACCAUUACCUACGUGACAAGCAAACCCAGGUGAUUGUGAAAGGCACUGGAUGGAUAGCAUCGACGCUGAAGUCUUGUACCUGUCCACGGAGCAGCAUGGGCAGCCACAAUGUGAGCUUCCCCACACUGCCCUGGAGGUACCCACCAUGGGAGGGGCAAAGAAGAUGAAUGGGACCCUGGACCACCCGGACCAGCCCGACAUCGAUGCUAUCAAGAUGUUUGUUGGCCAGAUCCCACGGUCCUGGGCAGAGGAACAGCUGCGGGAGCUUUUUGAGCCUUACGGCGCRGUCUACGAAAUCAAUGUGUUGCGUGACAGGAGUCAAAACCCCCCACAGAGCAAAGGUUGUUGUUUCAUAACAUAUUACGCUCGCAAAUCAGCGUUGGAAGCACAAAAUGCCCUUCACAACAUGAAAAUUCUCUCUGGGAUGCAUCACCCCAUUCAGAUGAAGCCAGCUGACAGUGAGAAGAAUAAUGCGGUGGAAGACAGGAAGUUGUUCAUAGGGAUGAUAUCGAAAAAGUGUAAUGAGAAUGACAUCAGACUUAUGUUCUCGCCGUACGGACAGAUCGAGGAAUGUAGAAUACUACGUGGGCCGGAUGGACUGAGCCGUGGUUGUGCGUUUAUCACUUUUACAGCAAGACAGAUGGCACAGUCAACAAUCAAAUCCAUGCACCAAUCACAAACUAUGGAGGGCUGUUCGUCUCCCAUCGUAGUGAAGUUUGCCGACACGCAGAAGGACAAGGAGCAGAAGCGCAUCGCCCAGCAGCUUCAGCAGCAGAUGCAGCAGCUCAACGCUGCCUCAAUGUGGGGGAAUCUGACUGGGCUCAACUCUCUGGGUCCACAGUAUCUGGCACUUUAUUUACAGCUCCUCCAGCAGUCUGCCACCUCUGGGAAUACCCUCAACAACCUUCACCCCAUGUCUGGUAUGUCAGGGCUGAAUGCCAUGCAGAACCUGGCUGCUCUGGCAGCGGCGGCCAGCGCCACACAGGCCACGCCCACGGGCAGCAGCGCUCUCACCACCUCUAGCAGUCCCCUCAGCGUGCUCACCAGCUCAGGUACGGGUACUGGACAGCAGGCACACUCAUCAUGGGACACCUACAAGGCAGGAUCGUCACCCACCUCCUGUAACAACAACUCAGUGAACCCCAUGGCCUCUUUAGGGGUGCUGCAGUCGUUGGCCGCAGGGGCUGGAGCCGGCCUCAACAUGGGCUCACUUGCAGAGCUCCUGUGUCUAGGAAUGGCAGCCCUGAACGGUGGUCUAGGCAGCGGGGGCAUGUCGAACGGAACUGGUAGCACCAUGGAAGCCCUUACCCAGGCCUACUCCGGGAUCCAGCAGUACGCUGCUGCUGCCCUCCCCAGCCUCUACAACCAGAGCCUGCUCUCCCAACAGAGUGUCAGUGCUGCAGGGAGCCAGAAGGAAGGCCCWGAGGGAGCCAACUUGUUCAUAUACCACCUCCCCCAGGAGUUUGGAGACCAGGACCUGCUCCAGAUGUUCAUGCCCUUUGGCAACGUUAUUUCCGCUAAGGUGUUCAUUGACAAGCAGACCAACCUCAGCAAGUGUUUUGGCUUUGUGAGUUACGACAAUCCAGUCUCAUCUCAGGCCGCCAUUCAGUCGAUGAACGGUUUCCAAAUUGGUAUGAAGCGACUAAAGGUGCAGCUGAAGCGAUCCAAAAAUGACAGCAAGCCAUACUGAGCGCUUUAUCUCUCAAUUGGACUUGGUUAGGAAAUGUUUUUUUCUGAUAUCUUCGUGCCCGUUUGUUCAUCGUUUGCCUAGCAUGUUGAUGUGACGUCAAAAGUUCAUCGUCCAGUUCGUUGUCCUCUGCACUUCUCUGAUGCUUGAAUUGUUCACCUUUUUGACCUUUUGGCAUUUAUUGGGUGGG
Salvelinus sp. IW2-2015 is the source of this 2383-nucleotide messenger RNA. The record is from RefSeq and is a predicted model, not a curated record. Lineage: Eukaryota; Metazoa; Chordata; Actinopteri; Salmoniformes; Salmonidae.